Molecule: messenger RNA, 2043 nt
Organism: Tricharina praecox
Lineage: Eukaryota; Fungi; Ascomycota; Pezizomycetes; Pezizales; Pyronemataceae
Product: peptidase S8/S53 domain-containing protein
Exons: 2
Coding region: 169-1731 (520 amino acids)
Biological process (GO): proteolysis
Molecular function (GO): serine-type endopeptidase activity
Source: RefSeq, a predicted model, not a curated record
CCCUUCUUAACUGCGGGUUGCGCCAUCAAGUUCUCCCUCUUCCUCCAUCUCCUCCACUUCAUCCUCCCUCCCCCACAAUAAUACACACUUCGUUCAUACAACUCACUCACACACGUACACUUCCCUUCACCCAAUACACAUACAUACACUCUCUCUCCAUCGCCCAGCAUGAAGAUCACUUUGACUGCCCCGUUCCUCGCGCUCCUCGCUACCAUCUCUGUCACUAUCGCUUCCCCCAUCUACGACACCACUGUUGUCGAUAAGGGCGCCGCGCCUCUGAUCUCCACCACAAGCUCUGCCGAGCACCAGAUCCCCAAUAAUUACAUCGUUGUCUUCAAGAACGGUGUGGACCAUUCCAAGGCCACUGAGCACCACGACUGGGUCGCCAACAUUCACAGCUCCUCGCUACGAGGGCUGAAGAAGCGUAGCCAGGAGCCCAUCCGCAACGCCAAUGCGCCCAGCUGGAUGGACGAGAUUGAGGCCCUGGUCGGUCUCAAGCACACGUACAACAUCCCCGGCGGCAUGAAGGGUUACUCCGGUGCCUUCUCGGACGAGGUUUUGAGCGAGAUCCGAAAACACCCUGACGUUGCCUACGUCGAGAAGGACUCCAUUGUCUACGCGCUCGAGAACCCGGUUACCGAGAAGUCCGCCCCUUGGGGUCUCGCCCGUAUCUCGCACCAGAAGCGUCUGAACUUUGGAAACUUCAACAAGUACGUCCACCAGGCCAACGGUGGUGAGGGUGUCGACGUUUACGUCAUCGACACCGGCACGAACGUCGAGCACGUCGACUUUGAGGGUCGCGCCAAGUGGGGCAAAACCAUUCCUGCUGGCGAUGCCGAUAUCGAUGGAAACGGACACGGAACUCACUGCUCUGGUACCGUCGGUGGCAAGAAGUACGGUGUCGCCAAGAAGGCCAACAUCUUCGCCGUCAAGGUGCUUCGCUCCAACGGAUCGGGUACCAUGUCCGACGUCGUCAAGGGUGUCGAGUGGGCUGCCGAGGCGCACAUGAAGAGGGAGGCCGAGAAGGACGCCAACUUCAAGGGUUCCGCUGCGAACAUGUCGCUCGGUGGUGGCAAGUCGCCGUCGCUCGACAUGGCCGUCAACGCUGCCGUCGAGGUCGGUAUCAACUUCGCCGUCGCUGCCGGUAACGACAACGCCGAUGCUUGCAACUACUCCCCCGCUGCCGCCGAGAAGGCCGUCACCGUCGGUGCCUCCACCCUCGACGAUCAGCGUGCGUACUUCUCCAACUACGGAAAGUGCACCGACAUCUUCGCGCCCGGUUUGAACAUCUUGUCCACCUGGAUCGGCAGCAAGUACGCCAUCAACACCAUCUCCGGUACCUCGAUGGCCUCUCCUCACGUCGCCGGUCUUUUGGCCUACUUCCUGUCCCUCCAGCCGAAGGCCGACUCGGGCUUCUUCACCCAGCUCAAGCCCGCCCAGCUCAAGAAGAACAUGAUCGCCAUCGGAUCCCAGGGUGUUCUGUCUGAAAUUCCCUCGGGCACCCCCAACAUCCUCAUCUACAACGGUGGUGGAAGCGACAACCUGUCCGAGAUCUUCCACGGCAAGCCCUACGUCGCCACGCCUGAGGCCGUCGAGGACGAGGUCGUCACUCUCGCCGAGAAGGCCGUCAGUGAGACCGAGAAGAUGCUCGAGAAGCUGGAGUCCGAGGCUCUCGGCGAGGUCAAGGCUGCCUUCGAGAAGGCCAAGAAGAUCAUUGGACACAACGCAUAGGCUAAUGGCGCAUAAUGAGGGUGGCGUUUGUUUGUUUUCCGGUUGCUUGUUAUUUCUUCCUAGAUUGUGCCUGUACGCUUUUUUGACGUGAUGUGUAUGUGUGUACGUUUGUUUGUUUGCUGGUUUGUUUGAUUGCCUGGGUAACAUGGGGAUGGGAUUCGGUCUUGGAUUGGUUCGGGUGAAUGGUAUUGUUUUGCGUUGCCGUUGCGCUUGACGCUUUUCUAUGCUGUAUUUAUGGCUUUGGCUGGUGUUAUCGAAUACCUACCUCAAUCUUUUGAGCCUUUGUGCAUCGUGUGAACCAUAUGAUCUACC